GGUGCGCAUGCGCAUAGCAAAAAAGAGAGGCGUUUCCUUGUCAACCGUGCAAAGCAGGCUCGUUCGUGGGAAGGCGCUUCCGGGUCUCCGCGGUUGGGAGGUGAGAGGGACCGCGAGGCGGGAAAAAGGCCGGGCCUCGUUGACGCCAUGAGCAUGGAGUAGCCUUGCAGCUGGCAAGGGAGACAUGUCCACGCUGUUCCCUUCCCUCUUCCCAAGGGUCACGGAAGCGCUCUGGUUCAACCUCGACCGUCCCUGCGUCGAUGAGAACGAACUUCAACAACAGGAGCAGCAACACCAGGCCUGGCUGCAGAGCAUAGCUGAGAAGGACAACAACUUGGUCCCAAUUGGCAAACCGGCCUCAGAGCAGACUUACGACGAGGAGGAAGAGGAGGAUGACGAGGACGACGAGGACAGUGAGGAAGACUCGGAGGACGACGAGGACAUGCAGGACAUGGAUGAGAUGAACGACUACAAUGAGUCUCCCGAUGACGGGGAGAUCAACGAGGUGGACAUGGAAGGGUCUGAACAGGACCAAGACCAGUGGAUGAUCUAGCGGUCUCUGGUGCACAAUGAAGCAUACUUGCAGCCUCUUUGUCAUGCCAGGGAAAAGGAGAAGGGCCACUCUGUUUACAAGGCAUCCUGCCUGAUGCAUCUGAUCCUGCCCUGCCUCUUUGGCCAGAAAGACUAACCUUGUUGCCUUGGAUUUCCUUCAAUGCUCCCCUGCUGAACACUUUGGAGCCGGCCAAGAAUGUCUGUGAGUGAGACAACACAUGAGAUUUUUUUUUGUCCAGAGUUAGAAGGAUAUGUGUAGCAAAAGCCACUUGUAUUUAUUAUUGCUGUGUUUGUGUUGAUGGAAAUUAUUUUAUGAAUAAACCUGUUUCUUACCUGGA
This is a messenger RNA of Anolis carolinensis (green anole), 890 nucleotides long. RefSeq names its product anaphase promoting complex subunit 15 (gene anapc15). The transcript is spliced from 5 exons. Gene Ontology annotation, cellular component: anaphase-promoting complex. The record is from RefSeq and is a predicted model, not a curated record. Gene Ontology annotation, biological process: regulation of mitotic cell cycle spindle assembly checkpoint. Lineage: Eukaryota; Metazoa; Chordata; Lepidosauria; Squamata; Anolidae. The coding region runs from base 185 to 553 and encodes 122 amino acids.